AUUUGUUAUAGAUAAUGUAUACAUUAGUUUGGGCUUUUUAGCCCAAGUAAAAAACAGAUGUCAGAACAAUCCUACAUGUCAAGCAGAAACACCUACAUGGCAACCACAUCCCUCCCCACACCGCCACGUGCCUCACUCAAAUGCCACGUCAUUAUCACCGCCUUAACUUUUCACUUAUCCAAAAACUUUAUAAAUGGAUCAUAUUUCAAAUACAUAUAUAUAGUAACUCAACAACUAAUUGAACACUUCAGUUCAUAAGCUCAGUUCCAAAAAACCGGGAAAACCACAACCAUGGAAGUAGCGUUAAGGGACCUCGGAUUAGACAACACGAUGAUAUCAGCAAUACACGACAUGCUCGAAUUCAUCGACGACACCGAGAAGCCGCAGCACCCGUCGCGCACCUUCAUCCGCGACAACAAAGCCAUGAAAUCGACACCGGCCGACGUCAUCGAGCUCCCGAAUUCGUACAACUUCGUGGUGGACAUGCCGGGGCUGAAGGCCGACCAGGUUCAAGUCCACCUCGAAGACGACAACGUUUUGGUCGUCUGUGGGGAGCGGAGGCGGCGGGAUAAGGAAGAAGGGGUCAAGUAUUUGAAGAUGGAGAGGAGAUUUGGGAAGAUGCUUAAGAAGUUCGAAUUGCCGGAUAAUGCGGAUAAGGAGAAGGUGUCGGCUGUUUGCGAGGACGGGGUGUUGACUGUGGUGGUGGACAAGAGCCCGCCGCCGCAGCCCAAGAAGCCGAAAGUGAUUGAAGUGAAGGUUGGCGCCGCUCAGCAGCGCGGCGGCGCUGGCGGCGGAGGAGAAGGGAGUACUGGGGAGAUGAAAGCUAGUGAUUGGCAUGAGAGUGCUGGAGAAUUAGAUGGAACAAAAAAAGAUUAA
Molecule: messenger RNA, 876 nt
Organism: Erythranthe guttata (spotted monkey flower)
Lineage: Eukaryota; Viridiplantae; Streptophyta; Magnoliopsida; Lamiales; Phrymaceae
Product: 17.1 kDa class II heat shock protein-like
Source: RefSeq, a predicted model, not a curated record